Octodon degus (degu) is the source of this 3721-nucleotide messenger RNA. RefSeq names its product mediator complex subunit 25 (gene Med25). The record is from RefSeq and is a predicted model, not a curated record. Gene Ontology annotation, biological process: positive regulation of transcription by RNA polymerase II. Lineage: Eukaryota; Metazoa; Chordata; Mammalia; Rodentia; Octodontidae. The transcript is spliced from 18 exons. Gene Ontology annotation, cellular component: transcription regulator complex; mediator complex. Bases 57 to 2444 code for a protein of 795 amino acids.
CCGCUCGUUCCCAGGGCGCGGUGGCGGCGCUGGCGGUGGCGGCUCCUCCUCGGGGAAUGGUUCCCGGGUCCGAGGGCCCGGCCCGGGCCGGGGGCCUGGUGGCCGACGUGGUGUUUGUGAUCGAGGGCACAGCCAACCUGGGGCCCUACUUCGAGGGUCUGCGCAAGCACUACCUGCUCCCGGCCAUCGAGUAUUUCAAUGGUGGUCCUCCUGCCGAGACGGACUUCGGGGGAGACUAUGGGGGUACCCAGUACAGCCUGGUGGUCUUCAACACGGUGGACUGCGCCCCGGAGUCCUACGUGCAGUGUCACGCUCCCACCAGCAGCGCCUAUGAGUUUGUCACCUGGCUUGAUGGCAUUAAGUUCAUGGGUGGCGGUGGUGAAAGCUGCAGCCUCAUCGCAGAAGGCCUUAGCACAGCGCUGCAGCUCUUCGAUGACUUUAAGAAGAUGCGCGAGCAGAUUGGCCAGACACACCGAGUUUGCCUGCUCAUCUGCAACUCGCCACCAUAUCUGCUGCCUGCUGUCGAGAGUACCACAUACUCGGGAUAUACAACCGAGAGCCUUGUGCAGGAGAUUGGGGAGCGUGGCAUACACUUCUCCAUCGUGUCCCCUCGGAAGCUGCCUGCCCUGCGGCUCCUGUUCGAGAAAGCUGCCCCCCCAGCUAUGCUGGAGCCGUUGCAGCCGCCGGCAGAUGUGAGCCAGGACCCCAGGCACAUGGUCUUGGUGCGCGGGCUGGUGCUGCCUGUUGGAGGUGGCUCGGCCCCAGGCCCCCUCCAGCCCAAGCAGCAGGUGCCUCUACCACCUGCACCACCCUCUGGUGCCACACUCUCGGCCGCGCCCCAGCAGUCCCUGCCCCCUGUGCCUCCACAGUAUCAGGUCCCUGGGAACCUGAGCGCAGCGCAGGUCGCAGCGCAGAAUGCAGUGGAGGCUGCCAAGAACCAGAAGGCUGGGCUGGGCCCACGGUUCUCGCCCAUCAACCCUUUGCAGCAGGCUGCUUCAGGAGUGGGACCCCCUUUCAGCCAGGCCACACCCCCAACAUUACCCACAGGGCCUCCUGGUGCCCCCAAGGCGCCUCCUGCCUCCCAACCCAACCUGGUCUCCACAGUGGUGCCCGGCCCGGGCCUGGCCCCUGCCGCACAGCCUGGGGCACCAUCCAUGGCAGGCACAGUGGCUCCAGGUGGCGUCAGUGGUCCUUCCCCAGCCCAGCUCGGGGCACCAGCCCUUGGUGGACAACAGUCCGUCUCUAACAAGCUCCUGGCUUGGAGCGGGGUGCUUGAGUGGCAGGAGAAGCCGAAGCCUGCCUCCGUGGAUGCCAACACCAAGCUGACCCGGUCUCUGCCCUGCCAGGUCUACGUGAAUCACGGAGAGAACCUGAAGACGGAGCAGUGGCCACAGAAGCUGAUCAUGCAGCUCAUCCCCCAGCAGCUGCUGACCACCUUGGGCCCUCUGUUCCGGAAUUCGAGGAUGGUGCAGUUCCACUUUACCAACAAGGACCUGGAGUCCCUCAAAGGCCUCUAUCGCAUCAUGGGCAAUGGCUUUGCCGGCUGCGUGCACUUCCCCCAUACAGCCCCCUGCGAGGUGCGCGUGCUCAUGCUGCUGUACUCAUCCAAGAAGAAGAUCUUCAUGGGCCUCAUCCCCUAUGACCAGAGCGGCUUUGUCAACGGCAUCCGGCAGGUCAUCACCAACCACAAGCAGGUCCAGCAGCAGAAACUGGAGCAGCAGCGUGGGAUGGGUGGCCAGCAGGCACCCCCAGGCCUGGGCCCUAUUCUGGAGGACCAAGCGAGGCCCUCGCAGAAUCUGCUUCAGCUCCGACCACCACAAUCCCAGCCGCAGGGCACUGUGGGGGCAGCUGGGGCUGCAGGACAGCCCCAGGCCCCAGGUACCACCCAGGCUCCCCCAGGUGCCCCCCAAGGUCCUCCUGGAGCUGCUCCUGGCCCACCCCCUCCUGGACCCAUCCUUCGGCCGCAGAACCCUGGGGCCAAUCCUCAGCUGCGGAGCCUGCUUCUCAACCCACCACCGCCCCAGACCGGGGUGCCCCCGCCCCAGGCCUCCCUCCACCACCUCCAGCCACCAGGGGCUCCUGCGCUGCUGCCCCCACCUCACCAGAGCUUGGGGCAGCCCCAGCUGGGGCCCCCACUCCUGCACCCGCCACCUGCUCAGUCCUGGCCCGCCCAGCUUCCCCCACGAGCUCCGAUGCCAGCGACAAAACGAAAGAGAGAAGGAGAGGGCCGUGUGUUUCAAGAAAAAUGGGAGCGAGACUAUUUCUUUGUGGAAGUGAAGAGCAUGCCUACGUGUCUAAUAUGCAAAAAAAUCGUGUCUGUGUUCAAAGAGUACAACUUGAAGCGCCACUAUGAGUCCAGGCACAGCAAGAGCUACAACCAGUACACAGAGCAGACCCGGGACGCCAUCCUCAAGGAACUGAAAAAGGGCCUUAAGUGUCAGUAGGGCUCACUGUGCAGAGGAGGAAGAGCUGCACAAAGAACCGCCUGGGCGUUCUGCCCUGCAGUGGAGUGGCGUGAGCUCGUGCAGGAGCAGUAUUUGUUGGUGUCCUGAACAGACGCGGCCGGACCAUGAGCCCAAGGGCAUUUGCGUCUGGGGUGAUUUGAAGACAAACCAGAGGCUUUACAAAUCCAGUUGCCUGAGAGUCGAAUCAGUUGUGGCCUUUUCUUUCGCUGCUCAUGAACUCUUUCCACCCGGUUAGCUUUAUUUAUUUGUGGUGUUGAAAAUUUCAGUGUGACUGAAGAAGGCUGUGGCGUGGUGCCGAGCAGGCCUGACUGUAUGGAGAGAACAGUUUCACACACACCGCGCAACUCGUAAGCACAACUACAGACACUUGCAGUGACCCGUCGGGGGUUAGUACAUGUACCUCCAUCCAAAGCAGCAGUGUUUGGCAGGGACAGAGGAGUGUCGCCCUAGUGGAUCUGAGACGCCCGAUGGACACCUUUUCGCUAAGCUCCUUCGAGUUGAUGUGGGCAAGUUGGUAGUGGCUUGAACCAAGAGCCAGUUCCCUGAGGUGGCCCAGGGCUUUGGAUAUUGAACGCAGCUCCUCAGUGACAGCCACAAGCUGCCCCGAGAGUGUGUGAUCACGGUGGCCCGGGCGGGCAAGAGACAGGAAUGCACUCCCCAGGCAGAAGCGACUCCUGUCCCUUUGCUGCAUUUGAUUUUGAGAAGUGAGCGUGGUGGCCUGGACCUUAGUCACCCAGAUGGUGGGCUCAGAGGCCAAAUCCCCCAACUCCCUGCACCCACUUUCUAGGACAAUGAAGUCAUAAUGUCCCGUUUACCCUUGUCGGUUUGCGUUGCUAUCUCUGUGACUGCAGACCGCAGGAGAUGAACUGCAAGGCCUGGAGGGCGCCGGUCCUACAGGCAGAUCUUUGGGAAGAUGGUGAGACGCAGACCGCCCCGGUAGUUGUGUCCGCGUCUGGGGCACCCGUGCCGUGUGAACGGCCAGCUGCUCUUGUGAGGAACCUGGAUCAAGCCGACCUGCUGGACCCGCCCUGCAAAACUUGACCCUGAUGUCUCGAUGUGGAAGGGAAGUCGUCUGCCUUCCCGCCUCAACUCAAAGGAGCAAAAGAAUUAUGAAAGAGAAAAAAAUUUUAAUAUUUCUAUUUUUCAAUUUGUAUUUUUUCAAUUUUGAAUUUAAAAGUAUAAACUCCAGUAUCCUACAUGUUUGUAUUCUGUUCCAUGCAUUCACCGUAGUUGAGUAAAGAUCCAAUUUGAUUAUA